GUCCGAAAUCUGAGGCAACUGAACGCAACGCAGAGCCCUUUCGUCAACGUCCCGAGCUUCGACUAACACGUUAGCGCUGAAAGGCGGCGUCUUUUUUGGGGCAGCAUCUUCAACACAUCCCCGACAUUAGAAUAUCCAGGCGGGCCAUGAAGGCGACUACGGGUGUCUUACUUUUCCUAGUGCUGUCCGCGUCCGUGCUCUCGGUUGCCCAAGCGGCCAGAAGCCGGACCGGCAGCCAGAACAGCUUCCGACGGGCGGCCAACGGCGUCUACCAGACGCUGAGCAACGUGUUCGGGGAGGAGAACAUCCGAGGCCUCUACAAGUUCUUCUCCAAAGCAACAGAGCGCUUUGUUCAUGGCGUGGACUCCUUCAUUGACGCGGUCUGGAAGAUCUGGGCUGAUCUCCUCGAUGUGAUGGGCAUUGACUCGUCCAACCUGAGCCACUACUUUAGUCCGGCGACCGUGAGCGGCAACCCGGCUCGCGUCCUGCCCCUGGUGGCCGGUGUUCUGGCAGCCCUGUGGAUCCUGUCAGUGUUGCUGGGUGCCGUGUUCUACGUGCUGCACGCCGUAUUCGGCCGCUUCUUCUGGCUGGCCCGUGUGGUUCUCCUGGCCCUGGCAUGCUUGUACGUGCUACAGAAGUUCGAGGGCGACCCCGAGCGCACUGUGCUCCUGCUGUGCGUCAUCAUGGUGCUGUACUUCAUGACGAGCCCCGUGGGAGUGUACUGGCGACGCGGGGCCGGCUCGCUGGAGGAGAAGAUCGACCACCUGGACACUCAGAUCCGCUUACUCAACAUCCGGCUGAGUCGGGUCAUCGAUGGCCUGGAGCGUGUGGAAGAAUAGAAGGAGCAGCACUUCCUCGAUCGUUUCAGAUGAUUUGGCUGCAUUUGUUCACUGACUGGCGUUUGAAGCAGCCAAGAACACUGACCCAAGUGACUGUAUGUGACUCAGAAUUACCCCAAAGUCCAUAAACAGAAACAAGUUUACCACAGCAACGUAACACGGAUGGACUCAAAUGCUCAAUACAGACUCAGCAGGUCAAUGCCGACGCAGGCUAAGAGUCCGACUAAGAUAUAAGCAGUAACAGCGAUCCCCAUGACUACUGACCAUCAUCUCCAACCUGGACAGUGAAACACACUGGACAAAAGUACUUUAUAUGCUAACUUCAGAUAUUCUUUUCUUCUCACCUUCUUGUCUAAAAACCCACAGAAGAGACAGAAAGUUAAUCCUUUGAUGGUCGUCGCACAUUAUGACGUACAAAAUGUAUACAAAAGUUAAGGUACAUUUUUCCCGACAACUUCCAACUUGGACGUUGAAGGUACCGCUGUAUGUUAUUCCACACACAAAAAAAGCUUUUGAAAAUGAUCAAGUGGGCGUACAACACCGGGGCCAAUAUGUAUAUUUUAUUCCAUGUAAAAAAUGAAAACUGACCUGUUUUCUAUUUUCCAUCCACACUGUCAAAAAGUUGUGCUCAUUCUCUCUUAAAUGAGCAAAUUUAUUGGGACACACAGAAAGUUGUCCCAAAGAAAGAUGUCUGUUGUGAAUAUUUUAGUCCACACAGUGUGUAUGCAUAUUUACAUGAUUUGUUUCUACAGGAAUGUUUCCUCAUCAUGGAUACAGAAUAAUCUCAGGGACUAAUUGGAUAAAUAUUUCAAGUAUGAACUUUUUUUCUGCAGUCAUCAAAUGAUCCUGUUUAUGGUUUUACUUAUUUUAAAUGGACUGUCACGUUUCCCCCGGCCAGUUCGGGAAAUCGCUCGGACGCACAAUCUGGACUCGAGAUGUCAUUUUGUACAUAAUUAUAAUGCCACACAAAAGCCAUAGUAUCAACUCAUGGCAAUCGGAGUGGUCUUUACAAACAUUACAAAUAAUUCAGAACUGCAUGUCGUAAAUUACUUUAAAUUGUCCAAAUUAAAAAAUGUGAAUAAUAAGUCAUACGUACAGUAUAUUAUACUAUUACCAUAAUCAAUGAGAAAAAGCAGUUUCUUGCACUAAUUACUGCACUUCAGUCAAUAUUACAACCUGUUAAUUUUUGCUUCUGUGAUAUGAAGGAAGAAAUGUUUAAAAAAAUAUUACGUUUUAUUCCAGGGUUGCGUCCAGUUUUUAUAGUUCUCUGAGGGCCAUGCUAAAUUUAUUUAGUAUGAGCUACAUUUUUAUUAUACAUUUUGGGGCUUUUAAAAAUAUUUUUAUUUGAAGAAUUGCAUGGCAAACCUCGUGGCCCACAGGCCAUAGGUUACCCACUCGUUUUAGUUAUAUGUGAGUAAAGUAAAUUUCGUAACAGGUGAGUUGUGGAUGUUUUACGACUAACAGCAUGUGUUUUGUGUGAAAAUGGAUUUACAAGUCAGUGUGGAGAAGGUUUUUAUGACUAACGAUAGAUUUGAGUAGUGCUACACUGGAAAAGGGUAAAGUUUACAAAAAAGGUCUUAUGCAUUUGUGGGAUUUUACACUUAAAUUAAAAUGAAACACAUUUUUCAACUCAACUGAAAAAUCUAAUUGUAAUCCUCACUGUUUUUAUUUCCAUAUACAGCCUUUUUCUGUUAUGUGCCAACUUGAAUCAAUGUCAUUUUCAAAUUUUGAGCCUGCCCCUUUUUUUUUGUUUUCAUAUGUAUUGUAGAAUAGGCCACGUGGAACUGUGAUUUUGUGUGUGUGUGUGUGUGUUUAAGUUUAUAUGCAAACAUGUCCAUGGGUAGUAAUUGAAUAGUUUGUUGCGUGCGUGUCCAAUUGCAAAUGACUUCCACAUUUAAAUGAAUUAAAAAUACAAAUAGAAAGGGCAUCCUGUGUUCUU
Molecule: messenger RNA, 2778 nt
Organism: Phycodurus eques (leafy seadragon)
Lineage: Eukaryota; Metazoa; Chordata; Actinopteri; Syngnathiformes; Syngnathidae
Gene: bri3bp
Product: bri3 binding protein
Exons: 4
Coding region: 147-839 (230 amino acids)
Cellular component (GO): mitochondrion
Source: RefSeq, a predicted model, not a curated record